This is a messenger RNA of Alternaria novae-zelandiae, 846 nucleotides long. RefSeq lists its product as uncharacterized. The coding region runs from base 1 to 846 and encodes 281 amino acids. The transcript is spliced from 2 exons. The record is from RefSeq and is a predicted model, not a curated record. Lineage: Eukaryota; Fungi; Ascomycota; Dothideomycetes; Pleosporales; Pleosporaceae.
AUGAGCGGAUUACCAGGCAAGGGCAGGGGCUCUGGAGGAGACGAUAGGGAGGAGAACAAGAGGCGUGGGGCACAAGAUAAGAAUAAGGCACCAGCAAAACCUCGGCCGAAGCGGACCGUAGAGCAGAAAGCAGCCAUCAACCAAAAAAGGCGACAACAGAGAUCAGACAACGCUGAACAGGCGAAACAUAACCUAGAACUGGGGGCUGACCUGCGUAAGGAAAAGGACGAGAGAAAUGCCAAGGAACGCAUUUACUAUGCGCAGAAGAGGAUAGUCGAUCAAGAAGGGGCGAAACAUGACCCAGAUCUGAAGGCUAAGCUGCGUGAGAAAGCGAACCACCAUGCUGCCUAUCAGAGAAAUUACAAAGAGCAGAGGGUGAUUAAGGAGACGGCGCUAUCUUCUGGGAGGCCGGAGACUCCAGCAAGUAUAACGUGGGAGAAGCCAGAAACCCUACUAUCAUACGGCUCACCACAGCCCAAACUUCUGAACUCGAAGAAAAUGGACAUACAGUUUGAAGAAUACGACCCACAAAACCCUGAAGGAAGUAACCUAAAAGUGCCUCAGGUCACGAAACCUCGCACAGAGAAACCUCGCACAGAGAAACCUCGCGAACCUCCGAACUCGAAGAGAAUGGACAUACAGUUUGAAGAAUACAACCCACAAAACCCUGAAGGAAGUAACCUAAAAGUGCCUCAGGUCACAAAACCUCGCACAGAGAAACCUCGCGAACCUCCGAACUCAAAGAGAAUGGACAUACAGUUUGAAGAAUACAACCCACAAAACCCUGAAGGAAAUCACGAAACCUCGCCCACAGAAAUCUCGCCCACAGAACCCGAAAAGAAGUGA